Ochotona princeps (American pika) is the source of this 2374-nucleotide messenger RNA. RefSeq names its product musashi RNA binding protein 1 (gene MSI1). The transcript has 15 exons. Bases 1140 to 2228 code for a protein of 362 amino acids. Lineage: Eukaryota; Metazoa; Chordata; Mammalia; Lagomorpha; Ochotonidae. Gene Ontology annotation, cellular component: cytoplasm. The record is from RefSeq and is a predicted model, not a curated record. Gene Ontology annotation, molecular function: RNA binding.
AGCUGCGCUUUGCAAAAGAAGGGGUCAUUCGCAAGGGACAGCGCACAGCUGCGGCCCCGGGAUCCUAACCUGGUGAUGCGAGGCUCCACGAGGCACUGACUUCUCCCCCAGCCUCGGUGGGGAGCGUCUGGAGCGAGUUUUCCCCCUAUCGGACAGGAAGGAGGCUGAGGACACUGACCCGAGUGAGCCAGGCAGGGAAGAGGCAGCGGGACUCCCCGGGAAAAGGCUAAGGGGGUCGGCAGACCUGGAUUCCGGGCUCCGGCGGAGGGGUUUUCUCAGCCGAUCACUGAGUCUACAGCUGAAGGGACCCGCGGGAACCCUGAGUAGAAGGGUUCUCACGCCGGGUGAGAAGGACUGGGGAGGGACCGGGGCCAUCGAGGAUGCGGGUUCUAUUGGGCAGCUGCGGGAGCCCACUCCCACCUCCCCGACUCGGGACGAGAAAGGGGUCCACCAAAUGGGAUCUGGCACCCUAGGAGUGAGUGGGCCGAUGACCUCUGGAGUGAGGGGACUUUAAAUGAGGUCCGGAAGAAAUUAGGGACUCCGAGGGCAUCUUCUCGCUCCGACCAGGGACACAGAGGGGACUCUAGCUAUUCGGAAAGGGUGGGAUUUGGGGGGUCUAGGCCACCUCCCUCCCGACCCUCCUAAAUCCUGGAUAGCGGGGACCCGCGAAGGAGGACGCGGGGUCCCCAGUCCGGAACCGAGCUACCUUGAAGGCACCAGCAAGCGCUUCAUUCCGGGAGGGCGUUCCCGCGGCCCGGCCCCACCGCCGGGGUGGGUGGGGGGCUGCGACCGCGCCCGUGCCCCGGACCGCACCGGGAUUAGGGGUCUCCCUUGCCCCCGGGAAGCCUGGAGUCUGGCGGGAGGGGGUCCCGGCGCCCCCGCCUCCGCGGGCGCCCGGGCGCGCGGGCGAGAGCGGGGCUUUAUGCAAGCAGGGCGGCGGGGGGAGGAGCCGGCAGGUCGGCCCACGGCGGGCCCUCCCCUCGGCCGUCCCCGCCCGCCCGCCCGAGCGGGGUCGGGGGAGGGGGCAGCAUGGCCUGUCCGUCCGGCCCCCUUCGCCGCGCUCCUCAUCUGCCCCGCGCCGAGCGCCACCGCCGCCGCCGCCGCCGCCGCUCCGCUGCCCGCGCCGCCCGCGGCUCCCGAUGGAGACUGACGCGCCCCAGCCCGGCCUCGCCUCCCCGGACUCGCCGCACGACCCCUGCAAGAUGUUCAUCGGGGGACUCAGUUGGCAGACUACGCAGGAAGGGCUGCGUGAAUACUUCGGCCAGUUCGGGGAGGUGAAGGAGUGUCUGGUGAUGCGUGACCCCCUGACCAAGAGAUCCAGGGGUUUCGGCUUCGUCACUUUCGUGGACCAGGCGGGGGUGGAUAAAGUGCUGGCGCAGUCGCGGCACGAGCUCGACUCCAAAACAAUUGAUCCCAAGGUAGCCUUUCCGCGAAGAGCCCAGCCCAAGAUGGUGACUCGAACCAAGAAGAUCUUUGUAGGGGGUCUCUCGGUGAACACCACGGUGGAGGACGUGAAGCAGUAUUUUGAACAGUUCGGGAAGGUGGACGACGCCAUGCUGAUGUUCGACAAAACCACCAACCGGCACCGAGGGUUCGGGUUUGUCACGUUUGAGAGCGAGGACAUCGUGGAGAAAGUGUGUGAAAUCCACUUCCAUGAAAUCAACAACAAAAUGGUGGAAUGUAAGAAAGCCCAGCCAAAGGAGGUGAUGUCGCCCACUGGCUCAGCCCGGGGAAGGUCUCGAGUCAUGCCCUACGGAAUGGACGCUUUCAUGCUGGGCAUCGGCAUGCUGGGUUACCCAGGUUUCCAGGCCACAACCUACGCCAGCCGGAGUUACACAGGUCUCGCCCCUGGCUACACCUACCAGUUCCCCGAAUUCCGUGUAGAGCGGACCCCUCUCCCGAGCGCCCCAGUCCUCCCCGAGCUUACAGCCAUUCCUCUCACUGCUUACGGACCCAUGGCGGCGGCAGCAGCGGCAGCAGCUGUGGUCCGAGGGACAGGCUCUCACCCUUGGACGAUGGCUCCCCCCCCAGGUUCGACACCCAGCCGCACGGGGGGCUUCCUGGGGACCACCAGCCCUGGCCCCAUGGCUGAGCUCUAUGGGGCAGCCAACCAGGACUCGGGGGUCAGCAGCUACAUCAGUGCCGCCAGCCCUGCCCCCAGCACUGGCUUUGGCCACAGUCUUGGGGGUCCCUUGAUUGCCACAGCCUUCACCAAUGGGUACCACUGAAGCAGGGGACAGGUGGCAGGAGCCCCCAGCCUGCAGCUGACUGAGGACCACGCGUGAGCCAGCGAGGGGGUGGGGACACCUCAGCCGCAGCCGCCGCCCCCUCCCCCGCAGCGACUCGGACGCUACUGCCUGCCCCCCACUCCCCU